AAUCCGCCAAAAAGGAAUGUCCCCCAUCCCUAAUUCUAGAACUUUCAAUAGUGCGAGAAGUAAGGCUGUGCGAACGAGACCACUCCUAGAUUCAAAAUUCAUCCGACAUCUCUGAAGAUUCCUACUCCAUUUUUGUCUUUGAGAAAAGCUUCGUUUGCCCUGGUUGGGAGAGUGUCCUGAGUGAAGAAGAAGAGGUUCUUCAACCCGGUGCCAUACUUUGCGAGGAAGUGCGCGACCAUGUUCGAUUGCCGAGGUCGGUGUAUAAAGUGGACAAGACGUUUGGAGCGGAAAUGCAAAUGCCUCGAUGAACUCCCCGCUUCCAGUUCGAAGGAUUGCACCACCGGCAGCCUGUCCGUCCUUAAAUGCGGCGUCUGUGUUGAGAAUAAGUUGCGCAGGUACGAAUCUUGGAUUCAAAUCUUUGGAGGAUGUUGGCACAGUGUACUGUUCAAGUUAUCCCAUGAUUCAGAACUGCCCCCAGCUGCCCAGUGGCUGCCAUGAAGAUUUUGAGAAAUUUCUGGAGGUUUCUGAAUGAGUAUGCUGAACCAUUUAGAAACAGCAGCAAAUCGUCCGCGUAACCAAGAUGGUUUACCGGGCUUGGAUCGUUUCCAAUUUGAUAAGGUGAUUAUAUAGAGACCGGAGUAGAGAAGAAGAGUUAGGAACAUCACGAGUUAAGUUUAAAAUGGCAGGAAACACUAAAACACAGAUCGAUGAUGCCAUCUACUCCCAAGAAAAAUGGAUCAAGAUGCUGGACAACAAUUUCCAGCUAGACCUUGCAGUAUUCAAGUGUCAGAACCCGAUCAUUUCGGCCAUAAUGAAAGGUCACUAUCUCUGGCCUGCACUUCACAACGCCAAACCAGUGCCAGAGAUAUACCUACAACAAUUUUGGGGCCACAUGCAUACUGAAUCAGCGAAGGAUCGCUCCAAAAUCAAGACUAAACUGAAUGGCAUGCGCGUAAUCCUGACGCCAUCAACACUGCAAUCUACACUAGCGCUGCCAGUUCACGACACAUAUGAUGCACUGCCAUCCAUCCCUGAUCUGCUCAAAGACGUGGCAUCUCUCGGCUACACCUCACUGCUGCCACAACUGUCAAACUUCAACGGAGCCUAUCUCCAUCACCCGUGGAAGAGUCUAUUCGGACUGGUGAAUAAAUGCUUGUCGCCAAAGCAUACCGGCUUCGACAAGUGCAACAAGCAGAUACUGCUAGUCUUCCAUGGGAUCGCCUUCAACAAAAAUUAUGACUUGGCACAGCUCUUCUUUUCAGAGCUAAUGGACCUGGUCAAAGCCAAAGAAAAGAAUAGGCCAGGUACCAUUGCGUACGCAAGAUGGCUCGGGCUGAUCAUACACGACUGCAUGGCAGAGCACGCUUCCAUACCAAAAUGCAGUACGGAUCCUCACUUCACAGCACCGAAGCUACAGUAUUUUAAAGCAGACAAGAAUCCUACCUUUGGUCUGAAGAUACCUGGAUUUCUGCUCAAGCUGGUCAAAUCUUCAAAUCCAGCAGUCCAGCAAUACAAGGAAGCCACAUAGAAAACUGUCCCUAUGGUUCAGCAAAACCCAGUUGGACCUACCCCAGGGGCAAAGCAGAGUGUUGGUAAGGGUCCCAAGAGAGCCCAAAAGCCACAGAAACCAGUGGCCGGUUCGCCCAAUGAAGGAAAGUCUGACGACUCUCUAGAGACGAGUCAGGCGGCUGAGGGCACCGAAACAGACGCUGAGGAAACAGCCAAUGAAUCGUCAAGUGAAGCCCAAACAAACACUGACGAGGAGGCUUCCGAGAGCGUGGGCACGGAGAGCGGGGAAUCUGGCUCGGAUGAUGACGACGAUGACAAUGACAGUGAUGACGUGGAGCUCACAUAUGCCCUGAUCAGAAAAGGGAAGCUGCCAGUCGAAUCUCCAAAGAAGAAAAGAAUUACUGCUGAAGACGCAGCACCAAUAAUCGCUGGCAGACCUCAAGUCUUCACAAUCAAAGAAAAAGCUAAACCGAGAGCCGAUCCCAGCGAGACAAAUUGCUCCAAGGACGAUUAUGACGAGGCGGCUCAUUCAAUUAAGAAUUCAGAGGAGGUCGUCAUCCGAGAGAAAAGGGCAAAGGUCAAGAAUGACAAGGUUGCCAAGGCAAAGCCCCAGCCCCGAGCCAGAAAGAGCCUGAUUGAUAAGGCAGACGAGCAUAUCUUCGCGGGCUGCGACACCUUUAUCCAGAUAAGCCGAGCUGAAUCCCUAAGCACAGGAGCCGAUCUUUUCGGUUCCCGGGUAGAAGUCGCAGCAUCUGGCUCAACUGCGCAAGCACAGCUCUCUCCCAGCCACUCGAUAGCCUCUCAACAGGCUAUUGUUUCAAAAGAACGGGACUCCACCCCCUCGCUGGUUCCUUCUGAAUCAGUUGAGCGUACAAUUGACCUAUCUCCCGAGGUCAAAACCCCUUCUUCUCACACAUCGAGUCUAUAUGUCACAUUCCCCACAUUUUCUUCAUUUUCUAGGACACCUACACUAUUCACUUCACAUACAGGUGCACACACCCUGAACGCAACAACCAGAGCGCAAGCUAUGACGGUUGGAAGCCCUGCUACGCCCAUAAUGAUUCCAUCAUUAAAUGCAGGCCACACAUCAGCAAUCUUCACUGAUGCUGUGACAACAGUUACAACCCCCGUAACUGGUCACCCUACCUUUGAAGACGUAAACGUUCUACUCAAUCGCUUCCUAGAUUCCACCAUUAAACCAUGGGUGCAAGAUGCAAUGACCGCUCUAGCACAGGAAUUUAGGACCACCCAAGCGGUUCGGUCUGAACAAACCCCACCCCAACCUUCACCUGAACCGUUCAUCUCCCAUACACAACCCGUAUCCUCCACCCCUCUAUCCCACCAAUCCAUAAACCAAAUUCCCAUUCCUUCUCUUUCUCGGGGAACCCAGGAUACAGAACCAGUAUUCUCCCCACACCCGACCACACCCUCCAUCGAUCUCUCCUCACUACCCUUCGACACUCUAGCGUCGGCUUUGCUGAACAACCUCCUAAACACCCCUGAAGACAAGCUUACUCUUCAUCAGCAAGCCAUACUUGAAGCCCUUCUUUCUUCACCUGAAACCAAGAGAACUUGCAAGGAGAGUCCUCGUGGUCGCAAACGUUCCCAUGAGGACCCCGAUGAUUCGGAUCCUCAUGAGGGGGAGAACAAGCGACCUCGAUCACUUGAGCAAACUGCCCUACCAAGCCAAACUCCACAGCCCAUUCAACCCGAAACAUCGACAAACCAACAGCAACCACCCAUAGCCAACUUAUCUAGCAUGGUCGAGCUAGAAAUAACAUCCCGAGGCGUAUCUCCAAGAGAUACCAACCGAGGAGGGGAUGGAAGUCCUGAUGAUGUUACCACUGGUACAUCUUCUGCAUCAGGCCAUUAACUGGAACCUAGUUCUAAGCUGAUGUCAACGGGCAAUCCAAGUGAACCCGGUAGUGCUACGCAGGAACAAUCACCUCCUCAAAGGCAACAAAGAGUUCCAUACAUCUCCCCAGGAAAAGACAUCCAUGAUGCACUGGAGGAGGCGGUGAUAUAUGACAAAUGGCCGAGACAAUGGACAGAUUGGGAUGAUCUUCGGAAUGAGGCCGAACAAGAAGACAUGCAAAGAAAUUGGUGGCUAGGAGAGUUAAUUAACAGAUGCUCUGAAGAUAUCAUAAGGCUCGAGGACGAUGAACGCAAGGAAGGGGAGAAUUACAAAGAAUCCCAGAAAACUCUUGAAUCGGUCGUAAGACAAUCAGCGGGAAGACUUCCCAAGACAGAGAAACCCUGGGAUAAUGUUCGCAUCAAAGCCCCUUUCCAAGAAGAAAUCAGAGAGCAUAUCUGGCGUAGACCAGACAGAGUCAAGCCGCUGAAUGAACUGAAGCUAAGAGGCCUUACUCAUUUAAAAGGAAAGCAGGCUGGAGGUCAUCUGCAUAUGCUGCUACAAAGGUCAACCGGUACACAGAGAGAACUGAUGGAACAAGAUCUGAAGUCGAAUAUUCUCCCGAUUCAUCAAAUUCUACAAGUGAAGGCUGAAGAUUAUCAUGGAGUAACAUUCUACACUUACAGACUUCAACGCACUGAUGGGAGCGAAUUUACUUGCCAAGAGAACGAUUUCAUCAUGCUGAAACCGGACGACAUCUAUCAAAUGUUCAUGGCCUACAGAUACCUUCCAGUCAGGCAGAGCAUAAUAUACAGCGAAGGUCUUGCAGCUAUCAAGAGAUUCAUGCUUAGACAGAUCCGAGUACACUCUUCACAUGACCUACAGAUGGCUAUUGAGUGCAAUCUGAAAAAGACAAAUCUGACAAAGCCAAGACUGUAUGGUCCAGAACUUGAAGACUUCCCAGCCUACCACAUCUUCUUCACACCGCCAGCAGUCACCUAUCUGAACCACAAGAACGAAAAACGUCUGAUGGUAGUCAGUGAAAUUGAGAAGUACUGUGACGGAACACUGAAGAUAAUCAAAGAACAUAUUCUAAAGAUGAAGGCAGAGCUAGAGGAAAAUCUUCAAGAGGCAUCGUCUUAUGUUCAAAAGGAACACUCUAUAGUAGAGACAAUCUUAAAGGCAAUUGACGAUCGCCUCGAAAAGAGAAAUACGCUGAGGCAAUAUGAACAUGCACUUGGUAUGAGGAAGCACUACUUCAAGUCUCAGAAGCAAUAAGAGAAUGGCACUUGAUCACAAAGGGGGAGAUUGUUGGAGAUAUUAAAUUGUGAAUCAAGUUUGUCAUAGAUUAGCUUUAUAUUUAAUCCUUGUAUUUAAUUAGUGCAUGAAUUAGAUAGCAAUCAGGCCAAGUGUUAGGCCCAUAUAAACAGGCUAAAAGCCUUGUACGCCUAACCGAAACCUCGCCUAUAAAAAGGGAGCCGAGGUUUAGGAAUAGGUUAACGUCGUACUUAUUCUUCAUAGCCUUACGCGCAUAAUUUUGUGUUGUACGAGUUCACGGUCUAUCAAAGAAGGUUUUACGUUGAUUCAUUCUGUGUUCAUCCUUACGUUUAAUCUUCGUUGUUAGAUCGUUAUUCAUUGAUGUUACAGAAACAGGGACUAACAGAAAGGUUGAGCACCGCCCUUCUAAAUUACUAGGAAGUUAGAGAAGAAGUGAUUUUUUUGAGAUGAUCAAAGAAGAAGAGAAUUUUGGUGGAGUGAUGAUGACUAUGUUGAUUGUUGAUUGCAUGUGUUUGAGAGCGGAUUAGAGAUGCCUUAGAAAAACUUAGCCAAGAAUAAACAUUUUAAUUAUGUCGAAUAUUUGUUUUACUUUGUUUUGAUUUAGUUGCCUGUGCAUUCGGUUAGGAGAUGACUGGAUGUGGCGGUAACACCCAUUUCCCUUUCAAACUUCCGAUGUACUUCUUCAACAUUAUGAUGAAUGAAUAAAGAAUUUCCUUUAAAUUAUUAAUGUUUUGGGUGGGAAAUUUGGG
Messenger RNA from Cuscuta europaea, 5388 nucleotides. The record is from the annotation of a GenBank genome assembly. Lineage: Eukaryota; Viridiplantae; Streptophyta; Magnoliopsida; Solanales; Convolvulaceae.